GCGGCCGCGGGUCGAAGCCUCAGUAGUGAGUGACACCCGUUGACACCUGAUCGAGCGUCCGGCAGAGUCGAGUGACGUCCCUUUUCAGUGUCUGUCGUGAUAUAUAUUUUAAACGCCCCGAAGUUCGCCCGCCAACAUCUCGUUCGACAUGAAGUGGAUCGUGGCCAUGGCCGUGCUGGCCCUGGCGACUUGCUGCGCCUAUGCCGAGUUGGACGUGGUGAAGGUGUGCCAGCCGGGCGCGACCUGGAACGACGGCUGCAACGACUGCCGCUGCACGGACACGGGCGUGGCGCUGUGCACGCAGCGGGCGUGUCUGCCUGCGCCCUCGCUGGAGCCCGCCCAGCAGGCCGAGUGCAAGGAGGGUGACGUCUGGCAGGAGGACUGCAACACCUGCAGGUGCGCCAACGGCCGCAAGGCGUGCACGUACAAGCUGUGCCUCGGCGGCGGACAGGACAGGCCCGACCCCAACAACUGCACGCCCGGCGCCACCUGGAAGCAGGACUGCAACAGCUGCAGGUGCACGCCGACCGGGCGGGCCGCGUGCACGCUCAUGGCCUGCCUAGGAGGUGGCAACGGCGGCACCAAUAACGGGGAGGGCCCCGUCGUGGGCAACGAGUGCACGCCCGGCACCAGCUGGCGCCAGGACUGCAACGGCUGCAGGUGCACCGCGACCGGGCGUGCCAUCUGCACGCAGAUGGCGUGCCUGUCCAAGAGGAGCGUCAAGCCCGAGCGCGUGGGUGACGAGUGCACGCCCGGCACCACCUGGAAGAAGGACUGCAACACCUGCAC
Frankliniella occidentalis (western flower thrips) is the source of this 789-nucleotide messenger RNA. Its product is annotated as protein kinase C-binding protein NELL2-like. NCBI's taxonomy places the organism in Eukaryota, Metazoa, Arthropoda, Insecta, Thysanoptera, Thripidae. The record is from RefSeq and is a predicted model, not a curated record. Gene Ontology annotation, molecular function: peptidase inhibitor activity; protein binding.